Messenger RNA from Fimicolochytrium jonesii, 1985 nucleotides. Its product is annotated as major facilitator superfamily domain-containing protein. The record is from RefSeq and is a predicted model, not a curated record. The coding region runs from base 234 to 1697 and encodes 487 amino acids. The transcript has 6 exons. NCBI's taxonomy places the organism in Eukaryota, Fungi, Chytridiomycota, Chytridiomycetes, Spizellomycetales, Powellomycetaceae.
CCUAUGGAGAGGGAACCAGGCAGAUUGUUCACGGCCAUGCUGCUAGUUACGCGCUGUCGAAAUGGGCAAGUCACCACUGGAGAACACGCUUGGAUGAACUUGAUGAUUUCAUCAGCGCUCCCCUCCUUCGUUCCUUCGCUGCCCCUUCCCUGCCCAUGGAACUUCCAGUACUUACCUUCCCCGACGUUCGACAAUUCGCAGUCGGACAUAGAUAGGACAGCUUCAACAGCCCCAUGGCUGUCACGCACGACACUCUGCACGUAGGCGCAGCGGCCUCGUCUUCGCAAGAGCUUAACGGCAGCCACGGAACAAUAUCUGGAAAUGAAACCGAGGCGGGCAUUGUGGCGGUGGAGCUGGAGCCGCACGAGCGGGCAAGCGGAGCCCCACCAGCUUCCAUGCCGGCACCUAUGCGGAACUUCUAUAUUAUUGCAAGCGGAUACCUGAUAUUCACCUUUACGGACGCUGCGUUGCGGAUGAUUGUACUGUUCGGGCUAUACCAGAGGCGUUAUCAGCCCUUCGAAAUAGCCCUGAUGUUUACCUCUUAUGAGGCACUAGGCGUAGUCACCAAUCUCUUUGGCGGCAUUAUGGGCUCGCGCUGGGGACUGAGACUAUGCAUUCUGGGCGGUUUGGCCUGUCAACUGGUCGGAAUCAGCCUUCUCUUCGCGUUACUCCGAGCCGACGAAGACGGCUGGUCGCGCGGGGCAGUUAUAGGCUACGUCAUAUUCGCCCAAUGCUUUGCGGGCGUAGCUAAGGAUUUGGUCAAAUUGGCUGGCAAAUCCGUCACGAAACUCGUCACGAAGAGCGAAGAUGAAAACACAAGAGCAGCAGCUGCCCAUUCGCCCUUGUUCCGCCUCGUCGCUUGGCUCACAGGGGCUAAGAACUCCAUUAAGGGUCUUGGAUUCUUCGCAGGCGCUGCGCUACUCAACUACGCAGGUGUAUGGCCGUCCUUACUGGUUCUGGCCAUCUUCUGCCUCCUGGUCAUCCCGGGCUGCCUCCGCCUCGAUCACGACCUGGGCCGCUCGAAAACAGCCGGACGCCUAACAUUGCGUAAAAUCUUCGACAAGGGGUACGCAGUCAACAUGCUUUCCUUAGCCCGCAUGUUCCUUUUCGGGAGUAGGGACUUAUGGUUCGAGGUGGUGUUACCUAUCUACCUUCGGGCCAUGUUCAAUUGGAGCUUCACGGCGUCCGGUGCCUUUUUGGCGGUCUGGAUCGUGAUUUAUGGAGCGGUCCAGACGGCGACGCCGGAAUAUAUCCUGAAACCUUUAAAGUGUUAUCCAUUACGCAGAGGCAAACUCCUAGUCCCCUGGACAGCUGCCCUGCUGACCAUAACCAUCGGCCUCGCGUCCUUCCUCACCGCCUUCCGCGACACACCCUACGGCGAAGGCUCCACUGGCAUGCUGAUAGGAUUAGCGGCCUUCUUGAUCGUGUUUGCCUUCUUUUUUGCGGUGAACUCAUCGAUGCAUUCGUAUUUGAUUGUCGCGUAUGCGGGGAAGGAUAAGGUUGCUAUUAAUGUUGGGUUUUAUUACUGCGCAAACGCGAUGGGCCGCCUCGUCGGCACCCUUCUCUCCGGCUGGCUCUUCCAAUACCAAGGCGGGAUCUGGGUCUGUCUCUGGACGUCCUGCGGGUUCCUCAUCGUUUGUGCGGUCGUUAGCGUGUUUCUGCCGGAUACGGAUCAUGCAUUGGCGGGGAAGGUGUGAUGAAAUGACCAUGUUGGUUUUUGGAGGGUACCAAGCGGGCUGCAAAUGGGUUGCACACCGGCCCUUAGAUUGAGGACGUAGACUCUGAUGAACGUUCAGUUUCCUUUUACAUAGAUGGACAAUGAAGAUAUAGAACACGCUGGCGUAGGACACUUUUUUGUGAAGAGAUUAUAUGUUACAUGUGUAUGAUAACAUGUUGCAUAUAGAUGUGGGAUGUAUCGCUUCAACAUCCCCUCAAACCCCAAACCGAAGGCCGGUAGGGCUGGGUGUUACUAACCCUAAUCCUAA